CUCUGCUAGUCAAGUGUAACGUAGUAAAACAGUGUCACGUCAAAGCGCCCUGCCCUCCCUGUUUUCCCACCAUCUCAUAUGGGUGUCAUGGGUUUGACUCCCCCUUCGGCCGUGUGCUAUUUCUCAGGGACGCAACACGCUACUGCAGCUUAUCCAGGCAACUGAUCAUUCCCGAUCGCUUUUGAUCGUGACGUUGGAUAUAUUAAUUGUUACCGGCGUGAAGAUGACUCGUGCAGCUGUGCGCGUUCCCACGCAACCUCAGUCAUGAACGCGCACUGAACACUCCGUUUCAUUUCGUCUAUUAGAGCUGCUAAACAUGAUCGACUAUGGAAAGCUGAGCCUCGUUCAUUCAUAGACCGAAAACAGUCAAUCAAAGGUCAUUCAGAGCAACCUGAAAACAAAAGGAUUUUAUUCACACCACAUUUGUGGUUCUCGACAAGGCCUAGGCCAUGGGCGGAGCCAAGAGUAAACCCAAAGAGCUCGGCCAGCGCUCCCGGAGUCUGGACGAUGGCACCGGAGGACACCACUCUAGUCCUAACCAGUCAUCCUUCACGCCCAACCGAAGUCCGCCGGUGGACGGUACCAGGCGCGGCACCCAGCCCCUCAUCAACGCGGAGCAGGCGCUGUUUGGAGGAGUGAUCUCCACACCCAACAGCAUCACAUCUCCUCAAAGAGGCGGCAUGCUAGCAGGUGGUGUGACCACGUUUGUGGCUCUGUAUGACUACGAGUCACGAACCGCCUCCGAUUUGUCAUUCAGGAAAGGAGAACGACUCCAGAUUGUCAAUAACACGGAGGGUGACUGGUGGCUGGCUCGUUCCCUGACGACGGGAGAGAGUGGAUACAUUCCCAGCAAUUACGUGGCACCGUCUGAUUCCAUCCAGGCUGAAGAAUGGUACUUUGGAAAGAUCACACGCAGGGACUCGGAGCGACUCCUCUUGAGUCUGGAGAACAGGAGAGGAACUUUCCUGGUCAGAGAGAGUGAGACAACCAAAGGUGCCUACUGUCUUUCCGUCCUGGAUUAUGACAAUGUCAAGGGACUAAAUGUCAAACAUUACAAGAUCAGGAAGCUGGACAGCGGGGGAUUUUACAUCACGUCACGCACACAGUUCAGUACUUUACAGCAGCUGGUCAACCACUACCGCCAGCAUGCAGACGGCCUGUGUCACUGUCUGACUGACGUGUGUCCAGUGCUGAAGCCUCAGACUCAGGGUCUGGCACGGGACGCCUGGGAGAUCCCACGUGACUCCCUGAGACUGGAUGUCAAACUGGGUCAGGGCUGUUUCGGAGAGGUCUGGAUGGGCACUUGGAAUGGCACGACGCGUGCCAUCAAGACUCUGAAGCCUGGCACUAUGUCUCCCGAGGCCUUCCUGCAGGAAGCGCAGGUGAUGAAGAAACUCCGCCACGAGAAGCUGGUGCAGCUUUACGCCGUCGUCUCAGAGGAGCCCAUUUACAUCGUCACUGAGUACAUGGGACAAGGAAGCCUGUUAGAUUUCCUGAAGGGUGACAUGGGGAAAAUGCUAAGGUUGCCUCAGCUUGUUGAUAUGGCCUCUCAGAUCGCCUCUGGAAUGGCGUACGUGGAAAGAAUGAACUAUGUGCACAGGGACCUCCGGGCUGCCAACAUCCUGGUGGGUGAUAACCUGGUGUGUAAAGUCGCUGACUUUGGCCUCGCUCGACUCAUCGAGGACAACGAGUACACAGCCAGACAGGGAGCAAAAUUUCCCAUCAAGUGGACUGCGCCAGAGGCGGCUCUGUACGGCCGCUUCACCAUCAAAUCUGACGUGUGGUCGUUUGGGGUCUUACUGACAGAGCUGACGACCAAAGGCAGGGUGCCUUAUCCAGGUAUGGUGAACCGGGAGGUGCUGGACCAAGUGGAGCGCGGGUACAGGAUGCCCUGCCCUGCCGAGUGCCCGGACUCCCUGCACGAGCUCAUGCUGACCUGCUGGCGCAAGGAGCCCGAAGAGCGGCCGACCUUCGAGUACCUCCAGAGCUUCCUGGAAGACUACUUCACCUCCACUGAACCACAGUACCAGCCGGGCGAGAACCUCUAGAGAUCCAGAUCCAGCCAAGCAUGCAAGCAAUGAAAGAGAUAUAAUUUCCCCAACCAGGAAAUGAAUGCGGUUGUUGCCUCGGGAAUUUUGUGGCAUAACCCAAACAAUAUUGAUCCACAUGGGAUGACAACAGAGCAUCCAGCUGUCUAAUUCAGCCCGUUAAAAGCAACUUAUUGGGUUUUCAAAUGGUCACCGUGUUACAGCAUCGCCCUCUGUAAUUAUCAUUGCAUGUUUUCCACUGCUUUCAUCGCAGAUGAACUAAAAACAGGAAGCAUCAUUCGCAAAGAAGUUCACUACUUCAGCCGUGCAAUUUGCUGUUUGUGCUGAUAAUUAUGUCAAGCCUUUAUUUCCAAAGCUCUCUGGAUUGAUCUUUAGCUGUUUUUCUUGACCUCGAUGUACCACCGUCUUUCUCCUAAACCCUUUUAGCGGAUGCUCCAGAUCUGUCAUUCAUCCUCCUCCUCCUCCUCCCACAAUCCCUCAUUUCUAUCCUCUCCCAUCCCCCUUCAAACCCCCCCAAAGCAUCAAGCUCCAUCAGCUCUGGUGUUCUUCACGAACCCUGCGACCCCGUUCACAAGCUCAGAUGGACCAGAUGUGAUUGUCCAGUAGGAGGCGGCAUGUUGGGAGACAUCUGUGAUUGCAACUGAACGGACGUUCCGGUUAAUGUCUUCCAAUAGAUAUCCAGGGUGUGUAUCUGAACGUGGUAUUUUAUGCCUUUUACUGGUAGAAAAAUAGCUUUUUGUCCCACUAUGCUUGUUUAUUUCUUUUGUAUCAACCUGGAUCAACUGGAAUAAGAAUGUGAUUGGUCGAACACUAGUCACAUGACUGAUUGGGCGAGGGGGAAAAAAGCGUUCGGACUGAAAUUAUUGAAACGAAACAUUCUUCCUUUUGAUAUGAACUCGUACACAAUUGGAGAAUCGUACAGAAUGUUGUUUUCAUUUGAUACAGUUAUUCUACUCUUCUAGUAUUCAAAACAACUACUGAUAUAUAUAUAGCAUUGUUUUUGUUUAAAGCAGAGAUGGCUGUAUAGUCCAACUUUGUGUGCCAAUACAAAGGAAAAAAAAUGAAUUUUGUACUGUUUUAUUAUGUAUAAAAUGUAUUUUUAUUAAUGUCAUUUUUUUUUUUUUGUAUCAAGGAGGAUGCGCAGGCUUUGUACCUAGAAUUUAAAGGGAUAGUUCACUGAAUAUAUCUUUCCAAACACAAACUGAGACGUUUAGCUGAAUGUUCAUGCUGCUUUUUUCCAUAUACGAUACUUUUACAUUUAUUGCAUGGGGAAAAUGUCCGCUAAACGUCUCUCUUUGUAUCCUAUGGCAAAAAUAACAGCAUAAAGGAUUUGGAACGACACGGCAAUGAGUGAAUUAUGGCAUAAUUUUAAUUUUUAUGUGAGCUAUUCCUUUUAACACUCAUGAAUAUUGUUCAAGAGAUGUUUCCUCAAAGCUUGUUAAAUGCUUGAAUUUAAAAAAAAAAAAAAUCUUUUUCAGUUAUUUUAGCUUUUUUGAGACAAAUUCUGACACAAAGUUGCCAAUGUGUUAUAUGCAAAAUAGCCAUUAUUAUAUAUUGAGAUGAGAAGAGGGAGCUCAAUUCUAUCUCUACUACUUUACCAUCAUCAGAUCCACAGAAAGCCAUGAACCCUGACAGUGAGGUGUUACGCAUUAGAAACCCAUCUUAGGUCAGUUACUGAGCGCUUAGUGAUGGUUUGAGAUACCUGAAUAAAUAUUAUAAUCACUGCUGAGACAAUGUAGAAUGAACUAGAUUUGAAUUGUAGGGAUGUUGUACUCAUAUGAUGAUGGUUGCAUUGAGCAUACACCGUGUCCUAACCACAAGCGACGCGAAAAGAUUCCAGCUACUAGCAAUUAGUCUGUCCACGCAAUACGCAACGCGAUUAUGAGACGCGAUAAAGCAAAAUCCCUUUAAGACAAGUCAUUUCACUCGGCGGCCAUCUUUGAAACGCCUCUCGGGCAUCCAAGUGCAUCUCUUUGAAUGGGGAAACAUCAAAUUCUCCAAAGCUGUUUGCCAACCUUUCAAUUAAAUUUCAUAUUCGAAAUCACUAAUGACAAAAAACUAUUUUUCAGGCUGGAUCAAGUUAAUGUGCAUGUGCAGUUCUAAAUGCACGUCUCUUGUGUCUCAUUUCGGAGGCGCUUCUGACUGUUUCUAUAGGAACCGGAGCUUCUAACCAGGGGUGCCAGUUUUUCACAACAAAACCCACCCAAUUGCUCCUCAAAAAUAGCCCAAAGGCAUUUCAGGGGGUCCCACGGCUUUUUUGGCGGGGCUCCCCGGUAAAAUUCGCAUUCCAUGGACUAAAUAUUAUGUUAUUUUGGGUUGAUUCAACCCACGGACAUGGAAAAACAACCCGCAGCAACAGUGUAAUGGGGUGUCCACACCAGAUGCGACUUGCGCGAAUAAAUUGCGUUAUUCGCGCGUAGACGCUUGAACAUUUUGAGUUUACUCGCUUCAUUCGCGCGUGCAUUCACUUCGCAACAGACGCGAAUUCGCGUCAUGAGAGGGGCUCUCCCGCUCCUUUGUGUCCCAGACUCUUCCACUUCUUUCUGCACACUUUUUCUGAAUAAACACAACUCAUCAGUGGGAAAGUAGUUGUAAAUUACAGCGAAUAAGAUCAAUUUGCCGGCUUUAGCUAGCUUGUAGUCUCAAUAUGUAUGUAUGUAUGUAUAUAUGUAUGUAUGUAUAUAUAUAUAUAUAUAUAUAUAUAUAUAUAUAUAUAUAUAUAUAUAUAUAUAUAGCUCAAAUUGAGUAAAGACCGUUUUUUUUACUUACUUACUAGAUUGUCUGACCUCCUCACUCACUUUCUUUCAAGCAAGAUCCUUUUUAUUCCUGUUUCCAUAAAAGUAUGAAGAUGUAUCUUACAGUGACGAUGAUUUUGUCCUCCAUUGUUGUUUUGGAUUUCUGCCUCAGCUCGCUACUUCACGUCACUACUAGAGCAAGCUCCUGAUUGGUUAACGCGGCGCAAAUUUACGCCAAACUUAAGAUUUUUCAACUUGUGCGAUUCACGCGAAUCACGCGCUACGCAUGUCAAAUGCCCGAGAUGCUAAAUUCCCGCGAAUUGCGUCAUUCGCGCCGCAGGAUGUCUAUUCGCGUCUUUGCAUUGACUUAACAUGUAAAUCACUCGCGCUUAACGCUUCAUUCGCGUCUGGUGUGAACGCACCAUAAAAGUAGCCCAAUUCCGCGGGAAAACCGCGGACUUGGCAACACUGCUUCUAACGGCCGCUGCAGUGAUGCGAUGACUUUACCAGUCUGCUAUUGGCUCUUAUUAGGCUGGACUUCACAGCCAAUCAGAAAAGCGUGUGGAUGGGCUCUCGCGGCAAGCUCACAACAAAAUUUAUAAUCAAAUUCAUGAAUAUUACACUAUUUUAGCAUUAUUAAAAAUACGUACUUACUGAAACAAUCUUUGUCAUAAAAUACACGUGUCUGUUCAUAAUGAGUUGACAGUUUAAACAUUCUUGUUUCCUUUUACUUAUUUUGAAAAUCUGAGGUGAAUUGUCCAUUGUUAAUUUCAGUUCGACUAUAAAAGACACACAAAAUGAUAUUUAAACUCACAUUAGAUGCUUUAACAUUAAGUAAAGUACAUGAGAUUAUCGUUAUGCUUUGUAUCGUUAUGUGUUGUUCCAGCUGCAACGUCGCAGAAAAAUAGAAACCGAAUCGUUGCUCAUCGCCGUCGCGGCUAGUUAGGACAAUUAACAUGGAAAAGAUGCGUUUUAUCGCGUGUCGCGGCGUCGCGUCACGUCUGUUUAGGACACGGUGUGACGUAAGGGUUUGGAACUGUGAAUAGUGGGUACGUUGUUUAGAAUGGCAUGCAGCUGUAAUCGCGGUACUUAUAGCUGGUAGAUGUGUGACGCCUGUCGAUAUACUGUAAAUACUUUUGUAUGGUUACUGUAAAUAUUCUUUGCAUAUUUAUUGCCUCAAUUUAUGAUCAGCAGAUCUUUGCUUGUUUCUCCCCGCAAGAUAAACGCUAAUGUUACACAUACAAAGAUGGUGUUUCCGCAAAGAACAUUCAAAUCUGUUUUUUUUUUUUUUUUUUCUAAGAUAUGCAACUGAAAUGUAAUGCGAUUCGGCCAAUCACAAAACGGCAAGCCAUCAUGUUUUAGUUGCCGUGUAUUUAUUUAAAAUAUCUUUUUGUUUUAGCCUUUUGUGUUUACUUUUAAAGUAAAAUACCUGUAAGAAUCAUUUCUUUUUGUGUGACUCGCAGCACACUUAAGUACUGUGUUUUAUUAUUUCUUUUUUAUUCUUGCAAUAAAUCUGCUGUUGAUUUUGACAGGUAGUUACUGCAAAGUUAAACUGCACUGUAUGCAUCGAUAUGAGCGAAAUGUGACUUACUGAGGAUAUCUGAUAGUGUUCUUGAUCUGGGUGAAAUGACGGCUUAUGUGUUGAACUGGAAAAUAAGAUGAUCACAAAUGAAAAUUAGUCAAAUCUACAAGUAACCCGAAUAUUAGUGCAACCCCAUGUAAUGCAUUCAAACUAUGCAGUUGUUUUCUAUGAGUUGCGUGUCUGUAUUUUAACUGCAGUUUCUCACAAUCAAAUUCCAGGGACUUUCUCCCAGUGUACAAUUCUGCAAUGAUCAGUUUCAAAGUAAGAAAUAACACUGAAAUGAGAUUUGUACUUUAAAAAAUUAUGACUUGGUGUUAUCUUUUUUCUUUUUCUUUUUUUUAAGUGCAAUAAACUGUGUUUCUAAA
Molecule: messenger RNA, 6730 nt
Organism: Megalobrama amblycephala (Wuchang bream)
Lineage: Eukaryota; Metazoa; Chordata; Actinopteri; Cypriniformes; Xenocyprididae
Gene: src
Product: v-src avian sarcoma (Schmidt-Ruppin A-2) viral oncogene homolog
Biological process (GO): cell differentiation; protein phosphorylation; osteoclast development
Cellular component (GO): extrinsic component of cytoplasmic side of plasma membrane
Molecular function (GO): non-membrane spanning protein tyrosine kinase activity; ATP binding; growth factor receptor binding
Source: RefSeq, a predicted model, not a curated record